This is a messenger RNA of Thamnophis sirtalis, 1132 nucleotides long. NCBI's taxonomy places the organism in Eukaryota, Metazoa, Chordata, Lepidosauria, Squamata, Natricidae. The record is from RefSeq and is a predicted model, not a curated record.
AGAUCCGUGAGGCCUUCAAAGUCUUUGACCGAGAUGGCAACGGCUUCAUCUCCAAGCAAGAACUCGGCACUGCCAUGAGGUCUCUCGGCUACAUGCCCAAUGAAGUGGAGUUGGAAGUCAUCAUCCAGAGGUUGGAUAUGGAUGUGCGACAUGCAGAAGCUGACGGUGGACGAGCUGAAACGGCUGCUGUACGACACUUUCUGCGAGCACCUCUCCAUGAAGGACAUCGAAAACAUCAUCAUGACGGAGGAGGAAAGCCACAUGGGAAACGCGGAGGAGUGUCCAGUCGACGUGGAAACCUGCUCAAACCAACAGAUCAGGCAGACAUGCGUCCGGAAGAGCCUCAUCUGCGCCUUCGCCAUCGCGUUCAUCAUCAGCGUCAUGCUUAUCGCCGCCAACCAGGUUCUGAGAAGCGGGAUGAAGUAGUUUCUGGGGAAGGAAACCCACGCCUGGGGUUCACGGACCGUUGGACUUCCCUGAAGAACCCAAGGGAGAAAAUGAUAAGACCACCUAUAAAUUCUCUUUGAGCCGCCAGGAGCCGUGGCUGGGAAGGGGAACUGUCCUUUCCUCCAUGGCAAAAUUGUGUGUGUACCACACAUUGACGCAAAGUCACCUUCUUCCCUUCCGCCUCUCUCGGGGGGCUUUCCCUCCACCCCCACCCCCAACUGGGGAGGCAGCUAUCUUCUGAAGAGAUAGCAUGGUUUCCCCCAGGCAGGGUCCCCCGCUCGGCCAAACCGAGGGCCCUUCUCGGGGGCGCGCAUGGUGAACUUUUUUCCCCCCCGACAACAACAUUGAAAGCAUGUUAAUGUGCAUGGAGACCGUUUUUCCAGCACUCCCUCCCUGAUCUGAGUUAAUGCAAUACCUUGUGCUUUUAUAACCCGAUAGUAGGAUCCUACGAAAUAUAUAAAAUAUUCUCUCUAUAUAAAUAUAGCAUAUAUAUAUAGAUAUAUAUAUAUUUAUGAUAAACCGAAUAAUCAGUUAAGCAAUAUAUACAACACGCGUCAGGAUUUUCUAUCCAAGAUUCAGGCAUUUGCAUGACCAUCAACACAACAAGGGCUGGACUGCAAAUCGAAAUCGGUUUGUAGCCUCCUCCUCCUCCUCCCUCCUCUCGGGAGGCUUUUCCCUCCCCCCA